Molecule: messenger RNA, 2206 nt
Organism: Pararge aegeria (speckled wood butterfly)
Lineage: Eukaryota; Metazoa; Arthropoda; Insecta; Lepidoptera; Nymphalidae
Gene: Smyd5
Product: SET and MYND domain-containing protein 5
Exons: 7
Coding region: 125-1279 (384 amino acids)
Molecular function (GO): protein binding; histone H4K20 methyltransferase activity
Source: RefSeq, a predicted model, not a curated record
UAAUCUGACAUCCGUCAAAUGCAUUAUUUUCUACUUUACUUGCGUGCUUGUUCUAACCUUUGAAUAAAUUGAAUAACUUCCUAUUAUCCAAUAAAAGAGUGCUAGCAAGCUAAUAGCCUUAAAUAUGGAAGGUUUUGAAAUAAGGAUUUCUAAUACCAAAAAGGGAAAAGGGCUGUAUGCGACGAAGCAGUUUAACGAAGGUGAUGUUAUUUUAGCUGAGGACCCGUUAGUUUCCUGUCAAUUUGCGUGGAACGCUGCGUAUAGGUAUUUGGCGUGCGACCACUGCAUGAGGCCUCUAGAAACACCAGAACAAAAUGUACGACGUCUCUCAGCAAAGCCUGAUAUUGUUUUGCCCCACUCAAAUUGCUUUGAAACUGACCUUUUGAACAUUACUAGUUGUAAUCAAUGCGGUAUACUAUAUUGUUCUGAGGAAUGUAAGGAGAUCUCCUAUGCAAAGUAUCACAGGGUUCUGUGCUAUAUACAGAGUGAGACCCAGCAUCCUGUUAAUGUGUUAUUGGAGACUUGGAAACAAAUCCAUUAUCCACCAGAGACUGCAAACAUAAUGCUCCUAGUUAGAAUAUUAGCAUUCAUCCAACAACACUCAGACCCAGAGUCAGCAGCUGCAACAAUCAAACAGUUCUGUCAUAGGACAGUCAAUGAGGAUGCUGAAUUAGUUCACAAGUUGCUGGGAGAUGAGUUUAGAAGCCAAAUAAAUACACUGAGAGAGAUGACGGCGCAUGUUAUAAAUGGUGAACAUAUACAGGAGUUCCUAACACCUGAAGGAUUCUGUUCGCUAAUGGCUCUGGUAGGAACCAAUGGGCAGGGCAUUGGCACGAGUCCACUGGCUCUAUGGGUCAAUUCUGUUUCAAACUUAACAAUGUCAGACGAUGAGAAACAACAGUUACACAUGUUUAUUGACAAACUGUAUCAGUAUGUGGAAGAAGAAUCCGGUCAAUUCCUCAAUACAGAAGGUUCCGGAUUGUUCCUAUUGCAGAGUGCAUGCAACCACAGCUGUGCACCAAAUGCAGAAUCUUCAUUUCCUUAUGGCAACCAUAGGAUAGAGUUGAAAGCCAUAAAGACAAUCAUGCCUGGAGAGGAAAUAUUCAUAAGUUAUUUGGACGAGUGUGCUUUACAACGGUCAAGACAUUCAAGGCAAAAGGAGCUAGCAGAGAACUACUUAUUUGUGUGUUGGUGUGAGCGGUGUGUGGCUGCGGGCUCGGAGCCCGACUGCAGCAGCGAGGAAGACAUGAGUGAAGAAGAGGAGGAUGCGGAUGACUGAUGCUCCAACUUCCUCGCCCUGUGCCUCCUGGGCCUCUGAGAAGACUGACUGUAAAGUGACACACAGUGAAUUGAAAGUAAAGUGGAACUGCCAUAAAAAGUGUAUAUAAAAUGCAUAUUGUAAAAACUAUCACACUUCUUCAUAAAUAUGAAUAUAAAUAUAUCCAUAGUUUUUGUCGAUAUAACUUUAUUGCUUCUGAGAGACUGACUGUAAAGUGACAGGCAAUGUUAGGACAUGAUGCCUUAUUUUUCUCAUUGGCCAGUUAAGGCUACUUUUUCAUCAGGGCCUUGCCUGCCUGAAUGCAUAAUGCAGGGUUUAUAUAAAAACCACCAAUUUUAUAACUUAAUUUUGAAAGCUUUGCUUAAGGUCUGGUGGAAAGGCAGCUUUACGCUUGAUUGCAAUUGGAAUUAAUUGUAUAAAUAAAUCUACACUAAUUUGUAAAUUUAUAAAGAAAUAUUGAUAAUGUAUAUAUUAAAGGUUCCUUCAAAGAACAUUUACGUCAUCAAGCCUAAUGUAUUUUAUGAUGUUGAAGGGGGCCUUUGAAGUACCAUACAAAGGCAUUUUGACUUCUAUCUACCUGAAUAAUAUAAAGAGGUAAUAUAUGUUUGUUUCAAGAAUGUAAGGUUAAAAGUUGUAAAUUCACUGGGAAGAAAUACUUAAAGUCUUACACCUAAUUUAAAUCAAAUCAAAAAAAUAAAAACAUAUUCAAUUUAAUAGAAAUUAGGUGCAUAAAAUUUUUUAAAGAACAAACCCUCAUUUUAAACCCUACGAAAGGGAAUCAUGAUUUAACGCCCACAUUACGUUGUGACGUCAAACGCCAUUCUCACCAGCCACAUAAGAUAUUUUGUUUCAAUAAAAACAUUGUCUGGUGGGAGGCUAUGGCCGUGGCUAGUUACCACCCUACUGACAAAGACGUGCUUUAGUGUU